Molecule: messenger RNA, 3480 nt
Organism: Cinara cedri
Lineage: Eukaryota; Metazoa; Arthropoda; Insecta; Hemiptera; Aphididae
Source: the annotation of a GenBank genome assembly
UUUAUAUAUAUAUUUUUCAAUACUUGUAGUUUGUACACUAAUUCUUUUAUUGUUAUUUAUAAGUAUUUUAUUAAACAUUAGUUUUAUAUACUUAGUGAAGUUGUGCAAUUGUAAAUGUUCUAAAUCAAUAAGAUUAAAAUUAACGUUUUUUGUAAAAUUCAAAAAUAUCAGGUUAUAAAAUUUAAUCAUAUUUUGUUUAUUUAAAAUAUGUUUAAGUCUUAAGUUGUAAACAUUGUUAUAGUUAUAUAUUUGCCAAAAAGUAAGUACUUAUGAUUUAUACAAUAAUUAUUUUCUAUAAGGUAGAUAUUAUAUUAAACUAAUGAUACGAAUUACAAUGAUAAAGGACCUAUUGUUGUUUUUGUAUUGUUUAACACAUUUAUAUAAUUUAUUUAAGCAAGUAUUUAAUUCAAGUUAAAUAUUAAUUUGUUAAAUUUAUUUAUGUUAAUAAUAAUUUGCAUUAAAUUAUUAUAUUAUUUCAACAAUAUUUUUUAAUUAUUAUAUUAUUUCAACAAUAUUUUUUAAUUAUUAUACUUUAUAAUUUCGUAGCUGAUAUUAAGGUAAAAUAAAAUAAAUUUGAAGGUUUAAAAAUGUUGAUAGUUAAAGCUUAUUAUUUUAAGAUUGAUAGGGUGCCUAAAUAGUCGAAUGUUUCAAUAGAAAUAAAAAAAACAAUUAUUAUAUUUAUAAAAAUUUAAACUUAACAAAAUGGAAAAUAUAUUUUGAUUAUUUAAUAAAAUUAUAGUAUUAGAAGUAUUUAAUAAUAUUAAAAAAUGAGGAAAUCCUAAUAUGUGAACAAAAGUAAGUAUAGACAACCAAUUUAAACAAAAAAUAAACAAGUAUAAAACUAUAAUUUCAUACACAAUUUUGAAAGAAUUUAGUAAUCUAGUAUAUUAUGCUUGUAUGUAGAAACUUAAAUAAAUUGUUUUAAUUUUUAAACAGUUGGUAAGCUAUUUUUAAAUUUUUUUGUUUUGGCAUCUAAUUUUUAAUUUUAACAUACUUAAAUUAAUAAUAAUAAUGUUGGGAAUUAUAUAGAUCUCCAUGGAAACCAAAUCAACAACUCUAACAAUAUAGAUGGGAUAGACACAAUGGGAAUAUGAGCUAAACUUGUAUUUAGGAACCUAAAACCUAAUAAAAUAUAACUAUAUUGUAUUGUUUUAAAUUAUAUCUAAACUUAACUGAUUUUUUAUAAAAAUAAAAUACUUAUAAAUUAUAGUAUAAUAGGUAUGAAAUUUUAAUUUAUUAAUGGAUUUAAGAUUGUUAACUCAAAUUAGAAUUGCAAUUCUUAUUAAAUAAACAAAUUAAAAUCUCAUUAUUAUUUUUAUUUGUAUUUGUCUUUAUUAUUUUUAUUUUUGAUAAUAUAGGAUGAUAAUAUACGAUGUAUCAAGUCCACUCUGAAUAAUUUGAAAUUUGAUAACAUUAAUUAUCUUUAUGAAUUCAAACAUUAUUUUAAUAUUGUUUGAGCAUCACGCUUAAUAUGUCCAAUGGUGGAAGUAGUGGACAAGAAACUGAUAAAAAUGGUUUGCUUUUAUUAUAUACCCAUAAUUCAGGGUGAUUUUUUAAUAUAGUUUUUUGAUUAUUAAUGGAGUUAAAUCAAAUGUACUUAAAAUCUUUGUAGAUAGUGUUUGUUCUUGAAAAAAAAAUCACCUUGUAUACCUAUACUUUUGUGAUGUCUAUUUAAUUAAUUAUAUAAUCAUUUCUGUAGGGUUUUCAUAUAUGGAUGAGAUUCCAGUAAAAAUUAUAGAAAAAUACAAGCCUCCAAAAAAGAUUGCUUUACCUGGUGUAUUACAGCAUAAACCUACAUCUAAUGCUUUAAAACAAAAGGUUAUAGAAUUAAUUAUGUUUUAAAUAUUUGUUUAAUCCAAUGCUUAAUUUAAAUUUUGUUGUAGUAUGAUUUUAAUUUGGAAAAAAAUGUGCUUGAGAAAAUGGCAAUAUGGAGCAAAAUGCGAGAAGAAACUCAAAAUAAACGUCAUUUUCAGGCUACACAGUUUAAAUCUCAAAAUUAUUUAGACUUAGAUAAGUUGACAUUAUUGGAUCCAACUCAAUCACAAAAUACUCAAGUUUUACAACCAAUACCUGCUCAACAAACUAAUUACAAAAUGUCUUCAUAUGAUAGCAUGCUCACUAAGAAUAUUAAUAUAUCAGAUUUUGAAUCUGAUACAUCAAGUCCAUUUGACAAUAUGGAAUUAAAAACUAUUAAUGAUUUAGAAGAAUUAGCUUCAGUUUUAAAACCUACACCAGUCUUGAGUUAUACAAAUAGUAAAAAUGACCAAUUAUCUGAUCUUAGUGUUUCUCAAUAUUAUCCAACUCCUAUUUAUAAUAAUUAUUCAGAAAAUUAUAGAAAUAAUAAAUUCAUGCACAGUGUUAACACACAAAUAAAUCAGCCUAUUAGUUCUAUUCCUUUAAAGCUUAAUAUUUUUGAAGAUAAUAGUAAAGCUAUUUUGCCGCCUGUUAUUAUGCCAAAUGUUUUAUUGGAACUAAAGGCUGAUUUAAAUACAUUAAAGUAUAAUGAUGAAUCACCAGUAAGUAUUAUAAAUUGAUCUAAUUAUUAUUGUAAAAAAAUAAAUAAUAAUUAUAUAUUUCUGUCUUAGGAUGAUUCCCAAAAGUCAAUUCCAUUCAAUAUCACUACUAAUGGAUCAAAAUCACCUACAUGUUUAUUUCCUAAUCCGUAUAGAUCACUUUCACCAACUAGCCAAUGUCUUGCAGAUCAGAUGCAUCAAAUGGGCUUUCCUUUAUCGCGUGCUGCUCGGGCGUGUAAAUUAUUUGGUAAAGAUGAAUCUAAAGUAUGUAACAAUGGUUUAUCAUUAAACAUCUGAUUAAAAAUUUUAUAAUAAUUGUCCAAUAUAAUUUGAAGGUCAUAGAAUUUUUAAUUCAAAUACAUUCUAUCGAGGAAACCAGUGGCUAUUCAGCUGAUCGUGUAGAACAAGCAUUAGUGGUUAAUAAUUUCAAUGCAGAUCACGCUAUUACAUUUCUUAAAAAUGUUGACAGGCUUAUUGAUUUUGGAUUUCGGGAAGAAAAUAUAUGCACUGCACUUGUCAAAUGCAAUAAUGAUCCCGACAAAGCACUUGAUAGCCUUGUUUCUUAUUAAUUUUAUAUUCAUAAAAACACAUUGUCAAACUGUACAAUAAUCGUGUAAUAUUAUGUAUUUAAAAUAUUUAUCAUAAAAAAGUGAAAAGUUGUGGUAGAUUUAUUGUAAUAUUAACAUGUUACAAAAAUUGAAACAUAAUUAUAUUUUAAAAUGUUAAACAUUUUUAAUUAUCAUAAUCAUUUUUAAUUUCAGUUAAAAUUUACCACUUUUCACUGCUUUGUGUUGUACUACCUACUUAUAAUAUGUAAUAUAUUUUUUAAUAUAAUAAAUUAUUUUGUGUAUACAUAUUUUUACCGUAUUUAUAUUAUUAUUAUAAUUAAAUCAUGGAUGAUAUGUAAUCAUUGAUUUUAAAUUUAUAGCUAAUGAUAUGUAUUGAAACAAAUAUUUUAAAAUUCUAC